AUGAAUGGAGCAGUUAAGGCUGCAAAUAAGAAUAUCAAGAAGAUCAUAAGGAAAAUAGUGGACAGUCACAGGAAAUGGCAUGAGAAGCUACCAUAUGCUUUACUUGGUUAUCGCACCACGAUCAGAACAUCAACUGGGGCAACUCCUUAUAUGUUGGUUUAUGGUUCGGAAGCAGUAAUACCUGUUGAGGUGGAAAUACCAUCUUUAAGGAUUAUCCAAGAGGUUGGUCUGGAUGAUGCAGAAUGGAUACGUAGCAGGCAUGAACAAUUGAUGCUCAUCGAUGAAAAGAGGAUGGACGCGGUUUGUCAUGGCCAACUCUAUCAAAAUAGAAUGACCAAAGCGUUCAACAAGAAAGUCAAACCUCGACGGUUCACACCUUGGCAAUUAGUAUUGAAGAAGAUCUUUCCUCACCAAGGAGAAGCCAAAGGGAAAUUUUCACCAAAUUGGCAAGGACCCUACAUAGUUCAUAGAGUACUCUCUGGAGGAGCGAUAAUCUUAGCAGAAAUGAACGGUAGUGUGAGCACAAAGCCAAUCAAUUCAGACGCCAUCAAGAAAUACUACAUCUGA
Solanum verrucosum is the source of this 567-nucleotide messenger RNA. RefSeq lists its product as uncharacterized. Bases 1 to 567 code for a protein of 188 amino acids. The record is from RefSeq and is a predicted model, not a curated record. Lineage: Eukaryota; Viridiplantae; Streptophyta; Magnoliopsida; Solanales; Solanaceae. Gene Ontology annotation, molecular function: nucleic acid binding. The transcript has a single exon.